AUGGGAUGCUCUUCGGAGGAUCGGUUUGGACUCAAUGGGCCGAAGGGCCUGCUGUAAAGAUCCUGUUUGUAUACAAAGCUGAGGUUCUGAUCACCAUCCCAUGAGGUGCGGGAGCUGCCGCCUUCUGCAGGAGAACAGUGAUUCAGCGACUGUCGGGUUUUUUUUUGGUGGGUGGGGUGGGGGGGAGAGAAGGAGGCCCCUUAUAAGGCGCUAGACAACUGCAACUCUUCAUUUGUCUCGGCCCUUUGAUUCAAAGCGGAAUUCCCGCGAUUGCUCGCGCUGCCAGAGCCAGCCACGCAGGCGCAGUCUGCCUGAAAUCACAGGACCCUGGAUACAUUGUAACUGAAAGUGACUGUUUCCAGAUGGAUACAUUGUAGCCAAAUUCCAGGCAAAGUAUCCGGCCUCUGGGAUACAUUGUAACUGAAUGGGAAGGGAGUGUAACACCCUCUGAAAACAUUCUGGGGGUGGGAAGAGAGGACUAAGAGAGUUGCUGGUCACUGUUGUCAGUGUGUUUCUGGUUACUGUGGACGCAGGAGGCGGGCUGUUUCAAAGUGACAACAAAAGAAUGAUUUGUGACACGACCAGCCAGCGAGUGGCUGGAUUUCUCGGCCUCGCUUUUGCAGCGUGCCUGGGGUAAGUGGCAGGCGAUUGGGGCACUCUAUCCCCGGCUGGUCCCUCCCAGUUGUGCUGCAUGUGAUUUGUGAUGUGAUCCCCGGCCUGGCUCCCGGGCACUGUGUGUAACUGACAAAUGGUUGAUUUCACCGCCAGCCGGAGGGACCGGCGCCGCAGGGUGGGGUUAAGCGGGAGCUGGCAGAGCUACGGGCUGUUGCAGUCCCCACCCCUCACCCUGUCUGACCUGGACAGUGGUUCACAAGCACUGCGUAGGACCCGAAGAUCUCAGCUCCGAUUUCAGGAUUCUCUGCCAGAGGACCUGAAAUGCUUCGAUCCGACCAGUCCCUGCUGCACGGUGAACAGUCCGGGAGCUGUUAAUGCGACACGAAACAACUUGCUGCGGUUAGCUUGGAGGCGCUGCUAUGAUCUGUCUGACAGUGGCAGCUCUCCUCUCACCAAUGGUGAAGAGGACCUUGGGGCCUACGACCAAUUGAUAGCCCGGAGGACGCACUCUUUAUCUCACCUUCCAGAUGCCUGCCAAGCAGAGGCACCACCCUGUUCAUCCCCCUCAGGGCUGGCAUGGGGCCAGUCUGACGUGAACCUCGCGGCCCGCCUGUUGGACAGCGGGAAGAAGCGGGCACAGCUGGUGGACCACUUGAAGGAAGCACACCAGCGUUUGGAGGGGCAAUCCGAGCAGCUGAGGAAACGCGAUAGUCAACUGUUGGAAAGCAAAGCCAAGAUCGAGCUGCUCUCUGCCAAACAGAAACAAUUGGAAAAUUCAAUUUCUCAACUGGAAAGGGAGAAGAAUAUGUUGGAAAUGUCACGACUUGAAGAUCAAAAGAGAGGUGGAGUGCUGCAGGAUAAGGUUUUGCAUCUGGAGGCAGAAGUGGCAAAAACAAAAUCGUCCCUGGAUCUUCUCAGCAGCAGCCACGGCUCUUCAUCUCCCCAUGUCCCACUGUUCUCGACCAAACUGGAGGAGGGAGCUCUGAAACAGGACGGCUUGUUACGGGAGCUGCAGUCUGUGCGGGAGAUUCUCCAGGUAUACCAAGACCGGGUGAGGAGCCUGGAGGAAGAGUGCGAUAAAGCCAGGGAAGACUUGAGAAGCUUUCGGGAGGCUCAACACUCGGCACUCAUGACGACCAAUCAGGCCAACCAGCGACUGACUGAUUCCUUGCGAGCACAGACAGAUCUGCAUGAUGAGGUGAAUCAGCUGCGCCUCAAGUACAGUGAAGCCAGUUUGGAGAGGGACGUGCUCUCUUCAAAAUCUGUAAGACUGGAAGAGACCGUGGCCAACCUGAGAACGCAACUAGCAGCUGCAACAGCAGACAAAGAUCGAUUCCUGCAGGAGAAGCUGGAAUUACACAAGCAGGUCCGACACUUGACUCUGGAGCUACAGCGUGCUCUGAGAGGGAAGGAGGGCUUCGAUGAGCAAGUUGCUGACCUGCACACAGAGUUGGUGAGCACCAAAACUCAGGCCAACAGACAAGAUCAGGAAAAGGUCUUGCUGCAAGAAAAGCUAGCCACCAUCAAACAGGUGAACGACAGGCUGACCUCAGAGCUGGGCCAGUCUCAGCAGAGGCUGGAGCUGUGCCAGGACCAGCUCCACCACCUCCAGGCCGAGAAGACCAUCUUCAGCAACCAGAUUGAGGCCCUGCAGACGGAGCGCAGCCACCUGGUCAGCGAAAGGGAGAUGUUGCUGACCGCCGUCCAGGUGGAUGACCAGACCCAGGUGGACGAGCUCUGGACCUUACGGCAAAACUGCAAGGAGCUCCGGGCCUCGGAAGCUGAACUGAAGGAAGACAGGGGGCGCCUGGAGGUUGAGUUGCAGCAGAAGGCUGAAGAGCUGACUGCUGUGACUCUGGAGCAGCAUCAGAUCGCUCAAUACUGGAAGGCAAAAUGGCAAGAAGCCUCGACAGCUCUGAACGCCAAGGAGAAAGAGCUCCGAUUGGUCAUUGGGAAGAAUUCGCAAAAGAAUGAGAAGGCCGAUUCACCGGGAGAUUGUGAGAGCUUUGCAGCUGAUCUGGAGGAGUUGUUUGAGCUGAGGGCCACUUUAACCAGGAUGACAGCAGAAAAGGUGCAGCUUAAAAAGCAGCAAGAGGAGAGUGAGCGGAUCAUUCAUCUCCUCCAGCUCCAGCGAGAUAUCGCCAGUGACUCUGCACUGCAAGGUUCUCUGAAGGUUUCCAGUAACCUGGAGAGCCUCCACUCUGAACUCCAGAAGAGCCAUGACAGGAUAUGUGAACUUGAAAAAGAAAAGACUGAGGUGGAAACGGAAUUGAAGAAAUUCAAGUCAGAGAGUCCCCCUCUAGCCCGGGUGGAACUUGAUGCUUGCAAGCAGGAGUUAGAGCUUGAGAAAAGCCGGAGGCAAAAACUGCAGCAUCAAGUUUACGAGUUAAAACGGACCGCUGAGCUCCUGGAGCAGAACCAGCCGAGCCAAGCUACAGGAAUGCAAAUGUUUUAUCGGAACCAAAUUGCCCUGACUGAAGGAAAUUCUGCUGACCUGGAUCCAGACUGCAAUUGCGAUAAGCAUUGCAAUGACGAUGAUGACAGGAUGCUAUUUGAAGAUCAGCUGUCCUCAGGGUCAGAUGAGAAUGGGGAGCUGGUCAAUCAUCAUUCCAAACAAAAGAUCACAAACAGUCCCUCCUCGCUUUUGCCACAGGAGCUGCAGUCUCGAGUAUCGUCACUUCAGCAAGAGCUUAAAGAUGCCAAGGUCAUUCAGCGACAGCAGCAUACCAUCAUCCAGGGACUGAGACAGGAACUUGAAGAAGUCAAAUUGAGCAAGCCAGGAGAAAUUAAGGCAUCGCUGGAGGAAGUGGAUAGUGAGCUCUUUCUGGUGCGAGAGGAGUUACAGAAGGUUUGGGACAUGCUGCAGACUCGGAAUAGUGAGCUGGAGGAGCAAAACCAGGAACUGGAGUCUGCCAGAGGCCAGGUUGAUUCUUGGUUGGUGAAGAGGCCAUUGAUGACAGCCAGGAAUGGCCCCCAGUGCACAUACUCUGAAUGUAGCUUGGAGAAUCAAAGGUUGGAACUCCUGGUCACUUCAUUAAAGCAAGAAAUUGCAGAAAAGGAACAAGCAUUAAGACAAAUUGAAAGGCUCCGAAAGACAGAGAAGACUGAACUUGAAAUUAAGAUUUCGUCACUGGAACUGAAGAUGGCCGAAAUGGAAGUUUUGGGAAAACCUCACCAGCAAAGGAGCAUGCGUGAAGAAUCCGAAAAGCACCAGAGUUCUCCCAUUCGGAAAUGUGCUCGUUGUGACUCCUUUCUGGAAGAAAUAAGCUCCAAAUUGCAAGAUUACAAUGCCAGAAGCAGCGAGCUCCAGGAACAGCGGGACACGGCCCUGAAUUCACUGAAUGAGGUGCAGGCCCUCACCCAGGGACUGCAGGAGACGUUGAAGCUUGAACACCAGUUGUCUCAAACUCUUCAGAGGGAGAACCAUAGCUUCAGCAGACGCAGCCAAGAAAUGACUGAACAGUUGGCCACUCUGGUAAAAGAGCAAGAAGAUUUGACAAAAGCUUACAGUAAGCUCCCAGAGAGCAGGAAAGGGAAUGCCUCUGUUGAUUACUGGGUGCCCCGAUCACACCUUGUGCAGAACGUGGUUGAAAUGGUGAAGUCCCAGGAGGAUCAGAAACUGCACUUGGAGGAAGAGAAUCGGAAGCUGAAGGAAGACCCUGGUUUUCAAAGCUUCCAGAAGCUGGAAAAGGAGAUUCAGAGCUUGCAGCAACACCUGGAUGUGAAAACGGAAAAGAUGGCUGCCAUGGCUUGUGAAAUGGAGGCGCUAAGACACAAGAAUGAAUGUCUCAUGACAGCAAACAUGAAAGAUUGGCAACAGGUCCAGGGCUUGAGGGAGCAAAGUCAUGACUCAUUGAUCACCACCAUCCUGGGGGCAGUUCCGAGGCCAUCCGAUGGGCAGCACUGCAACCCUUGGGCGAUGCACUUGUUUCAGGACCUCCAACCCGGUAACCAAGGAAUGAGGGAGCCAUCUCCCUGUCGGAUGGGGGGCUCUAUCUCACCCACAGCGACCCCUAGUGACAAGGGUGAGCAACGGCACGUGGGUUGCACCUCACCCGGUGCUCCCUGCGCUGAGACCUGGCUCAGCGGUAUGUCGACAAGGUUCAACAAGCAUUCAAGACGGGCUGGCUCGCCAGACUGGUCAUCUCCUGCUAUGACCCAGAGCAGGACUCCAUCUCCUCCCAGACCCAACUGUCCAGAUGCACCGCCGAAUACUAGCAAGUCACCGCGUGAUUUCUCCUCAGAAGCUCAGAGUGAGGACGAGAAGUCGCAGGGAACAGUGAUGACUCCUGCAAUGAAGUGUUCGCUUCUGCUAUCCCCUCGGCCUUUUAGAUUGCACAGGUCGAACAGGAAUAAAAAAUGACAUCCUUUGGUGAAGAACCAAAUUAUUUUUAAAUAGACAAACCUUUGCAUCCUUUUAAGAACCAAAAAUGAUCGAAACUCAAUACUCUUAAAGGGGGCACUGCCUUCGUGUAAUAUUAUGUGGCGUUAAUGUGCUGGAAUAUUUUGUUUUGGAAAGGAUUGCUCAUGUUUAAGGACACAAUUAUGAAUGGUUCCACACAUCAGUGUGCUGCAAGUUGGUUGGUUUAUGAGUGAGACAGGCUUGGGAAAUGUUCCUCCAUCUCGGUUGCUCGACCUUUGAUAAAUUGCAUGUUCGCAGAAUCUCAGACCAUUCAGUCCUGCACCGACUCUCUGAGCAUUUUGACUUUGUGCCAAAUUCCUUCCCGUUUCCCAUCUCCCUGUUUCCGCUGAAAUAAUCAUCCAAUGCCUCCUCUUGAAUUCCUCGGCUGAUCCUGUCUCCACCUCACUUCCGGGCAGCGCUUUUCAAACUGGGACCACUCACCGUGUGGAAAAGGUCUUUUCUCUUUAUCUCAAAAUGGCUUAUUUUGCAAAAUUUGGCAAUGCAGAGGGCGGUGCCAAUGGGUGGAAUAAUGGUUUUACAAUGUUAAAUGCAUGGUUGCUCAAUUCCUUAUUAAUUGAUGAAUCUUUGUCACUUCUGAAUAGUCAUUCUCAAUGUAAAAACUGGUUAUGGAUAGAUGAGUUGAGACCAAACAUGGGCAGUCCAAUAUGAAUAAAACUGAUAUGUUUAAUAUUCCUACCCUCCCCAUCAUCUGAAAAGGGUAUAAUUAUUUCCCCACAUUUUGAGUAACUCUAUGCAAAGAUAUAAGGGGCAUAGCUGUUUUCUGAAGGUAUAUCGGUACCAUUUUGUAGUUACCCUGUUCAGAUGGACAUGAAAACCCCAAAGCACUUUUCCCAUCUGUCCACCAAAUGUUCAGUAUAGUUUUCCCCAUCCUUUCCAUUAAUUGGUUCCUUUGCCUUUUAACUCACCUGGACCUUAUAUAGGACUGAGUGACAAAAGCAGGCCAUUCGGCCCAUCAAGCCUGCUCCACCAUUCUAACUCAACCUUGAAUAAAUUUAAAGACGCACCCACGACGGACUUCUUGUGAACAGAAGGUGCUUUCAUUGCAUGUUUAUGAUGGGGCAAGGUGGAUACCUUGCGAAAUGAUGUCCUGAGGACAUGAAAGGCACUAUAGAAAUGCAAGUUCGCCCUUCCUUCCCAAUAAAAGCUUGUGCGAGAUUUCAUUUUAGGGAGCACAGCCUGAUUCUUGGUGCUUGCUCCUGAUCAUGUCCACUUCCCCAUGAUGCAUUGCAAGGAGCAGGAAUGCGCUUCCUGAUGAGAACAGAUCUCCAAAGUACAAGAAAUGGAAGUUGAUGACUGAAUUAAUGCCAGACAAUCCCUCAGUUACAAUUAUAGAUUUACAUAGGGUUUCCAUUGACCAGAAACUCACCUGGACUCACCAUAUACAGUAAACGCAGUGGCGACAAGAGCAGGUCAGAGGCUAGAAAUACUGGUUGAGAGUGUGGUGCUGGAAAAGCACAGCCAGUCAGGCAGCA
Messenger RNA from Chiloscyllium plagiosum (whitespotted bambooshark), 6510 nucleotides. RefSeq lists its product as uncharacterized. The record is from RefSeq and is a predicted model, not a curated record. Lineage: Eukaryota; Metazoa; Chordata; Chondrichthyes; Orectolobiformes; Hemiscylliidae.